AACGCCAGUUGCGCCUCUACUGUUCGAUGAGCACGUGGUUAUUGUCAAAUAUUGUUUAAGGGGAUUCCUGGAUUUUUAUUUAAAUUUUUCACUACCCAGUGCUUUGUUUCACCAAAACAUUAUAAAAUAUUUUGACAGUGAUUAAGUUUAAUAAAUAUCAAAUAUUUUAGUUAUAAUCUUGUGAAAUACUUUUAUCUAUCUUUAUAUAUUUACGAGUGUGUGAAUAUGUGUGUGUAUGUGUGUUUAUGUAUACAUACACAAUCAUGGUUUCAGUUUAAUAAAUAUAUGAAUAAUUAUUAAUAAUUCAACGAGGAUAAAAUGACAUUAAUAUUACAAGGAUUAUCGAAAUGAAUAAUCAUAGAAUGCGUGAUUACAAACAUUUUAAUUUCGGAGUAGUUGUAUAAUUUACGAGAGAUCGCCUUUUUUUCCAAGGUUUCAAUUCCUUGCUUACUUUAUGAUUUAAAGAAUUGUCAUUUUGCAACUUAAAGUACGUGCGCAAAUGCACAAUUUUACUUCAAUGGGAUUUUUUUUUUAUUAUUUGUUUCACGCAUUAGCAUGCUUUGAAACAGAAGGCUUGGGAGAGUUCAAUUAAUAUGGAUAAUUUUUUAAAAAACUACUUUUCAAAUUGACCAAGUUUUAUUUUAUGUCACGACGUGAGGUCCUUGAAAAACUUUAAUUAGAUUGUAUUGAAACAUUUCGAUUUAUAACUUUUUUUUUUCUUUUUUUUCAUCUUUAUUUUCUUUUACUGCUCAACCUUGACUGUAAGAAUAACAAUUAUUGAAUAAGUUAAAAGAGACGUACUUUUGUGCGUCAUGAUGGGAGUGUUGAGGUGGAGGCACGAUCUAAGAUCGGAGGCCAGUCAACAGCAACAGCAACAACAGAGGAGUAACGGUCAUACUAGUACGCUUACGAAACUUGUGACCCAGACAUCUAGAGACGAUCGUCAAGUUUCCAGUCCUGGUAAUCAAACCCUCAUACCGUCUCCAUCACCAUCGCCAGUUGGCGAUGCACCUUUGGGACGUGCCUUGAUGGAGGCAGCUAUCCAACAAGCUAAUACCUGUACUCAGCAACAACCACCACUAAUUGUAACACCUCCAGGAUAUUGGGUAGAUGGUACUGAUCAUCGUCAUGCUCUUGAUUCUGUUGGCAGAGCAAUGCUGCCAACGCAACCAGCUUGGCAGCCACGAAUCGAUCAGGAUGACACAGCCAAGUGCUAUAGACGCUUUUUUGUUGGAAGGGAGCAUGUAAAUCUUGUUGGUAGAGACUCAGAAAAUGGUCCAAUUUUGGUAUCAAUGAAGUCAGAAACCGUUGCUGGGCAAGAACAUUGGAGAGUAUUACUUCGUAUUAGAUCUGGUUCGACUCACGAACUGGUACCGUCAAUUAAUUUAGAACCUAAUCCAUCUCCUGCUAAAAUGGUUAAGGCGAUAAAUGAAUGUCUCAAUGUCAGUACACUAAUGCCAAUAGUGUGUUCCGGAGCUGGAACUUUAAUUGCUCGAUAUGACGAACAUGCAUUAGUAAGCAGAUUUAAAUUUGGUGUAUUACAUCAGAGGGCCGGACAAGUUACGGAAGAGCAAUUAUUUGGUAAUCGUCAAAUAACACCAGCAUUCCAAGAAUUUUUAGAUUUACUUGGACAAAAAAUUGAUCUAAAAGAUCACAAAGGAUAUCGUGGAGGAUUAGAUACAAGACAUGGUCAAACAGGAGAUUCAGCAGUUUAUGAAGUAUUUCGAGGUCGUGAAGUGCUUUUUCAUGUUGCUUCAAUGCUUCCCUACAGUCCUGGUGAUUCGCAGCAACUUCAACGUAAAAGACAUAUUGGCAAUGAUAUCGUAGCAAUAAUAUUCCAAGAGGAACCAACGCCUUUUAGUCCCGAUAUGAUUGCUAGCCAUUUUCUUCAUGCCUUCAUUGUUGUUCAAGUCAUCGACCCAUGUACGCCUAACACGAGAUACAAAGUAAGCAUUACAGCACGAGACGACGUACCUUGGUUCGGACCAGCAUUGCCAACGCCUGCGGUCUUCCUUCGAGGCGUUGAGUUUAAAGAGUUUUUGCUUACAAAACUCGUAAAUGCAGAGAACGCAGCUUAUAAGGCAGAAAAGUUUGCGAAAUUAGAGUUAAGAACGCGGACAGCACUUUUGGAAUCUUUGGUUGAUGAGCUUCAAACAAAAACUAGUGAAUUUUUGGGAGCUGGAUCUGGCCCCGGUUUAUCUGGGUCAGGUACUUGUCCAGUUAGUCCAACAACAAGUGAUGCACCAACCUCUGGAAGUAGUGGAAGUGGUUCUAGAUUUAUUGAUACAGUACGUAAAGCAUUAAUAUCACGAGUAAGAAAUGCUUCAACUGAAAGUGUACCUCAGCAAUUAGCUAAAAAGGGUCAGUCUGAACCAAGUCCACCAAGUAAUCGACAAUCAACAUCAAAGAUUGGUGGGAAACGUGCAACUGAGCUUUCUAGUCCAUUGGGAUCUCCUGAUUUAACCUUGAGAAGGGAUUCAGAUCGUGUAAGUCCGAGCUUAGGAAGUCAGGACAGUAGUUUGUCUAAUACUGACAAUCAAGACAGUAGUAGUCUGACAACUUUGCAACAGGAUGAAAUUGAUAGACGAGAGUCAAAUACCUUACAAUUGACAUCCGGAAUGAAUAACGAAAAUAUAUCAACUAUUGAAAAAAGUCCUACAAUAACAUUUCCACGUCUUACUCAUGAAAAUAUACGGAAACGUGAUGACAGAUCUGAAAAACCAGAGAUAACUCACAGAAUUGUUUCUGAAAGUGAUGACAGUUCAUUAAAUAGCGAAUUAGAACUUGAUCAAGUUGUUUAUCCCGAUAGUGAUACUGGAUUAGAGUCAAUGAGUUCUGCUGAGACUCAUGAAACCACCAAGACUAAUAACAACAACAACAAUAAUACUAGUAAUAAUAAAAAUGGCACUAAUGAAAUGGAAAAUUUAAGACAAGAAGUCACUAGGUUGAAAUGUGACAAGCUGGACUUGUUGAGACAAAAUGUGACAUGCCAACGAGAUAUUAAACGACUUCGUGAAAAAGAAAUGCAAUUACAGUCAGACUUAGCGACUGCAUCCAAAGAAAUUUUACGACUCAGAGCAAUGCUCAAAGAAUGUUCAACUAGUAUUCCAUUGGAUAGCAAUAAUCAACCGUCAUCUACAGUUUAAAUUAUUUUAUUAAAUUAACAUUAUCAUUUAACAAUAAAUAUAUCAUUGUUUUUAUUAUUUGUAUUACUUCUAUUAUCGUAAUUUAACAACUAAUAUUAUUGCUAUUACGUAAUAGAAUUAAAGUAUUUGCAUGAUCUCCAAGAUAUCCGGAGAUGGUUAGCGAGUAGUAUAAAAAAAUUAAGAGAAUAUAAAAAAAUAAUUGAUAUUUUUAAAUAAAACAAAAAAUAUUUAUCAAAUUAUUUAUUGCUAUAAGCAUUAAGAUAAAUCUACACCCUUGAGUUAGUCACUGUAUUAAGAAAAAAAAAAAAAAGAAAGAAAAAAAAUUAACUGAAUCUGAUAUAAAUUUUAGUUGAAAUUUAACAAUACUGAGAUAGAGUAGAAUAUAUGAAAGUAAAAAAAAUAAAAAUAAAUGAUUAUACAGAUAUAUAACGAAUACGUAGUACGCCUUAGAUUAUUUAGUUAUUGAGACAUAUUCUAAUAUCUGUUGAUAAUAUUACUUGACUUACCUCGGGUGUCUCUUGUAUCUUGCAAUAUUUAAAUUGCUAAAAAUUUAGUCAAUUCAAAGUAAUUUAAAAUGCCUUUUAAAAUUUUAAUUAUUUCAAUUGUCAAAAAAAUUCGUUUCUUUUUGAUAACAAAAAAAAAAAAAAAGAACAAAUAUAAUAUUUAUAAGAAAAGUAAAUGAAUAAGUUAUAAAAAGGCUUAAAAUUUUCAAAGAUUUAAUUUUAUAUAAUAGGUAUUUAAGCUUUAAACCAAAUUUGAAUGUAUUUAAGCUUUGAAGCUUGAUCGAUUGAUAAGUUAUUUGCUUUUGUAAUCUAUUUAUAAGUAUAUUAUUCAAAUAUUUAUUUCAUUAGUAUUAUACACUUAAUUUUUUUUUUUACUUUUAUAAACAUCCAGAUAACACACGUUUAUUAUUGAUAUUAUUGAUGACAAGUGUAAAGAAAUAACUAUUGUAUUAUUUUUAUUAUUAUGUCAAGAGAUUUAAUAUGAAAGUUUUAUUAUAAUGCUUUAUCGACUUAUUCUGAUGCAUUACAAAUACCAAAGUUUAACAGAUAAAACAAUUUUAUCAUUUAAUUAUUUUAUAUUUUAUUUUUUUUCCAUAAUCACCUUAACCAAUCAUCUUUUAAUCAUUUUAUCCUGUCUUAAUUAUUUUUUUUUUAAAUUAAAUCGCACAGUAAUGCCCUGAUUAAAAAAUACGAUUAAAUCGAAUUUAAACUCAAUGGAAUUUCUAUUAGAUUCAAACUUUCAGUCAGAAUUUCCCGGGUGCGGUUCCAAUUAUUUCAUUGAAUUUUAAUCGGAUUCAAUCGGAAAAUAAUAAUUUUUUAUUGUUCAUUUUUUCGAUUGAAAGUAAAACCGAUUAAAAGCCAAACAGAAAUUUCUGAUUAAAUUUUUCAAUUAGAUUCAAUCAGAGUUUUUAAUCAGGAUCUAUAUAUAUGUUUUUUUUUGUUUUUGUUAAAUUUUAUGUCAUUCUGUUUUUAAUAAAUGUAUUUAGUAAUUUAAAAUAUAUUAAAUUAUACCACUGCCUAAAAAUAAGAAGAUAUUAAAAAUUAUAAGUAUAUAAAUUUAUUUACAUGAAUCGAAAAAUACACCUGUCAUAUUUUUUCACUUGUAUAAAUACAUUAAAUCAUUUGGUCUGGUGGCAAAAUUUAAAAUGAUAAAAA
Molecule: messenger RNA, 4804 nt
Organism: Microplitis mediator
Lineage: Eukaryota; Metazoa; Arthropoda; Insecta; Hymenoptera; Braconidae
Product: rap1 GTPase-activating protein 1-like
Exons: 8
Coding region: 813-3146 (777 amino acids)
Biological process (GO): activation of GTPase activity; regulation of small GTPase mediated signal transduction
Cellular component (GO): cytoplasm
Molecular function (GO): protein binding; GTPase activator activity
Source: RefSeq, a predicted model, not a curated record